This is a messenger RNA of Eucalyptus grandis, 603 nucleotides long. RefSeq names its product vegetative cell wall protein gp1-like. The transcript has 2 exons. The record is from RefSeq and is a predicted model, not a curated record. The coding region runs from base 1 to 603 and encodes 200 amino acids. Lineage: Eukaryota; Viridiplantae; Streptophyta; Magnoliopsida; Myrtales; Myrtaceae.
AUGUCUACGUUGGGCACAGCGAGAAGAUCUGCGAAAGCAAAGUCAAACUCGACCGGGGCUGAUUCAAAACGGUCGAGUAUUAAGGGCCUCGGCAUGGUGGCGCCUUGUGAGAUUGGCUCCAGCAGAGGGGGGCGCCGCCCCUCGUCGCCGUCAAACCCCGCCGUCGCCGUCGUCGAUCUCCGUCCGCAGCGCUCGAGCGCGAGCCCCGACGCGACUGCGCCCCCGACGCCGAGCCCCCGGAGCCUCGACGACACGCCGCCGCCUCUGGCCCGCGACCCGCCGCCUCCGCCUCACCUCGCUGCGCCCGCAACAGAAGCCCCGGACGCCGCGCCAAUCCCUGCCGUUGCAACCCUCCUCUGCAGAUCUGUCUCCGCCGUCGAUCCCAAGCCACCUUAUGACCUAGAGCCGCGGGCGGCCGAGAUCCGGCCGCGGAGUCCCUCCGCCCGCAAAUCCGAGGUCCCCAGACGACGAAGGCCCGAACCCAGCUCGAGGCUUCCCUUUCACCGGUGCCGAGCCUCGUUGAAGACCCACAUCGACGCCGCCCUUGCUCCUCGCCGCGACGCUCGCCCCCGAUCCGGUUCUCUCACACGACGCCGCGCCUGA